Molecule: messenger RNA, 1014 nt
Organism: Neohortaea acidophila
Lineage: Eukaryota; Fungi; Ascomycota; Dothideomycetes; Mycosphaerellales; Teratosphaeriaceae
Exons: 2
Coding region: 1-1014 (337 amino acids)
Source: RefSeq, a predicted model, not a curated record
AUGGAUCCUAAAAUCAUAGAAGAGCUGCAACACUCCACAACUCGACUGCCACCGUUUCUCUUCCGAGCCUUCUCAGUCGAGUGCUCUCGAGGCAUCAACGACACCCAAGAAAUGCGACCGAUGAGAACGAGAGGCUUCCCCAGACAAAGCAUAUUCGCACAGCCUUAUGAUGAGACCAGGGGAAUGUUGCGAGAGCACCUGCUCUGGAACUACCGGAGCCCGUCCAACUUCAUCUCUUGGUCCAGCUCGAUUAUCUGGGUGCUGGAGCACGCGGCUCGAAUGCACAGACAUGAAGAGAAAAGCAAUGUUCACAUCGCGGUCAUGGACGUGAAGAAGAUCCACGACAUGGCAAUCUUCCCCGCAACAACUCUGAUGCGAGUCUACAGAGUUCCCGCCAGUGGCGAUGACAAGGCGCAUAAGCUUCAGCGUGCCUUUUACACGUCUGAAUACCUGUUCUAUGGGGCUCUACUGAACUCCAAAUACGAUCCCUGCUUCAAAGCGGUGCGCUGGGAUCAUUUCUGCAAGGCUGAUCUGUGUAACACCAUGACGACCUUCUCCGCCCGACCCACCAACGAUGACAGACUCUAUCUGCGUAUCGAAGAGCUCCGUGUCAGUCUCCCAAACGGUAAUGGCAUGGUACGUUCACAAGACAUGCUGCCACCGAUAGUUGCAAUCGCCUCGCUUUUCGGCACAGAGUUCCAGGUGGUUGUCACCAUUGCUCUUAUCACUACACUCUACGGCCAUCGCACUCCUCUAGCAACAGACUUUAUACGAUAUGUGACAAAUCUUCGACUGAAUUGCCCACGAGACGUUAAGGAUAUCGUUGGAUUCGAUUUCAGGUCUCAAAUUGACCCCAAUCUAGUCAAAGUUGUGCGCAUGUACGAGACCUUGACAGGGACUUUGGGGCUUAGUCGGGGAUCUGGAGAUACCAUGACCACGGAAGCAGAAGGCGAACAGACCGCAUCCGUUGCCAGUAUGGCCGUUCAGGUGGGAGGCAUGACAUUAUCAACGUAA